AUGUCGUGCGAACUGACCGAUCUCGCCAAGGAAACAAAAAACAUCGAGAUCAUUGAAAUCGGUAAGCAUAUUAUUGUCGAUCCUGUGACAUUGAAAAGAACAAAUUCAAAGAGUACAUGUGGUUUCGUAGAUUUAACAAACACAGCUGAAUACCCUGGCCUAGUGAAGAGAGUCAAAGAUAGCGUGGGUGACGCCGGUCUCAACGUGUUGUUCAACAAUGCCGGGACUUCGAACAAAUUCACCAGGCUUUCUUUCGUGAAGGAAGAACAGCUCAUCGAUUCCCUGAGGAUCAACACCGUAGCUCCCAUUCUUUUGGCCAAAGCUUUCUUGCCUCUGCUGAAACAAGCGGCAGCUCAUCCCCCAAAUCAAGUUGGAAUGAGCGUGUCGAGGGCUGCCGUCAUAAACAUGUCCUCGAUACUUGGAAGCAUAGAAAACAACGACAUUGGCGGAUUUUACCCGUACCGUUGCAGCAAAGCUGCUCUCAAUGCCGCGACCAAAUCAAUGAGCUUGGAUUUAAAAGACGACAAUAUUUUAUGUGUGGCUUUGCAUCCUGGCUGGGUAAAAACGGCAAUGGGAGGCCCAAACGCUCCAAUGGAUGUUGAAACGUGUAUCAACAAUGUGUUGAGUACUAUAAGGUCGCUCACGGAAAAAAAUAUAGGAGCAUUUUUACAGUUUGAUGGUAAAAUGUUACCUUGGUAA
Molecule: messenger RNA, 699 nt
Organism: Copidosoma floridanum
Lineage: Eukaryota; Metazoa; Arthropoda; Insecta; Hymenoptera; Encyrtidae
Gene: sni
Product: SDR family oxidoreductase sniffer
Cellular component (GO): cytoplasm
Molecular function (GO): carbonyl reductase (NADPH) activity
Source: RefSeq, a predicted model, not a curated record